CGCCAACGAGCCGCUCUCGCCUGCCAUGGUUCAACUCUGCAGCGUCCACCGCAACCUUGUGGCCCGAUCUCCACAUACCCGACCGAUGACAAUCUACGAGACGCUCGGCCUCGACCCGUCCAAGAAGCCCUUCUACCCGGCCGACCUGUCGACGCUCAACGGCAACGCCAAAGCCAUAAACAGUCUGGUCUUGAACGCUUACGCCGAGCAUGGGACACCCCUGCUGCGGCGCCACAACACCUACCGCCGCGACGCCAAGUUCUCGCGCCGCGAUGACUACUGGGAGCUCCGGCGGCAGGGGAUCUCCCUGUUGCCCGACGAGGACGACAAUGAGUGGAACGACAUACUCGUGAAGGCAGCCUCGAUCAUUUCCACCCCCGAGCUGCGUGAGUUGUACGAUCGCGUCUUCAUGCCUGUGCUCUCGCAGUACACCGUGAUGCAGAGCGAGGAGGCCGUUUCGAAGAAGAAGCGGGUUAAGUUGGCAGAUCUGUGCCACUGGGAGGAGACGAAAACGAGGAAGCCUUGAGGUUUUGGGAUGUUGGGGACUGGGAUGUUGGAUACCAGAGGCUGAGGUGGCAAUGGG
Ilyonectria robusta is the source of this 583-nucleotide messenger RNA. RefSeq lists its product as uncharacterized. The transcript is spliced from 2 exons. The record is from RefSeq and is a predicted model, not a curated record. Bases 26 to 526 code for a protein of 166 amino acids. NCBI's taxonomy places the organism in Eukaryota, Fungi, Ascomycota, Sordariomycetes, Hypocreales, Nectriaceae.